Leptomonas pyrrhocoris is the source of this 2754-nucleotide messenger RNA. RefSeq lists its product as hypothetical. NCBI's taxonomy places the organism in Eukaryota, Euglenozoa, Kinetoplastea, Trypanosomatida, Trypanosomatidae. The record is from RefSeq and is a predicted model, not a curated record. The transcript has a single exon. Bases 1 to 2754 code for a protein of 917 amino acids.
AUGUCGAGCUCCUCCGCAAAAGUGCUCUAUCGCGAGCAGCUAGUGGCUCUCUACGCGAAACACGACCCGGCCAAACUAGUGAACAUCGACGACCUGCUCCAGCGAUUUGCCGGACACGAGGAGGCGCUUGUGCGAACUGUGGAGCGCAAGUACGCGCAGAGCACGCAGCAGGCGGUGCCGUCGAGCUCACCUCCUCACCGUGGGCUGUCGCCAAACGCACCCAACUUGCACGAGCGAAUCGCCGAAGUGGCGCCUUCUCCCGAGCACUCCACCGCAGCAGAAAACGCAAGCUACUCCACCAGUCAGCUGGCAGCGGCAACUGAGGCGUCGUCUCUGCCAAGUGGAGCCACAACAGAGAACAAAAGAGCAGCUGCAGGUAUGGGCAGUUAUCGUGCGCGCCUCACACGUCUCUUCGAGGCGCACGCCCCUGUGCGAGUGAGCCGCGUCGAUCACGAGCUGGAGAAGUACAAAGGCCGAGAGGAAGAACUUCUUAAAGCAGCCGUGGCCCGCUUCGGACCUGAGCCGCCCGCUCCGCCCGCCCCCGUCACCAUCUCUGCUGUCCCCCCCAACGAGACGAGCGACGUCAGCAUCGCCAACGCCGUCUCUCCCAACUGCAGUGCGGUUCUCGCCGCACCUUCGCGUGAUUAUCGAAGUCGUGCCGUCGAGCUUUACCUGCGCUACGACCCCUCCAAGGCUCACAAGGUUGACGCGCAGCUCUCCAAGUUUAGCGGGCGUGAGGAGGCGUAUCUCCGCGCUCUCGAGAAGAAACUUCAGGAGAACUCCACUGCAGGCGACAACAAGAAAAACAGCGCGGCCUCGACUGGGAACGCGUCUGCCCCGCCAUCGACAACGCCAGCGGCACUCAGAGCUGCGACUCCCGACAGCGAGGACACUUACAAGCAGCGCCUGACGCGCCUCUACGCGCUGUACGCACCUGCGAAGGUGCACCACACCACCCGGCAACUGCAGCGCUACCCUGGCAGGGAAGAGGAGGUCAUUCAGGCAGCGGUGGCGAAGUACGGACCAGAGCCAACGCCUGAUGGCGACGGGCCCGGAGGAGCGCCACUUGAGCGUCCCUCCGCCGAUGGGGAAAGCCCCGCGACGACAAAAGCGGUAGGGGGCGACGGUCUUGUGGGGGAGGUGGCGAAAGUAACGGGCUUGACGGCGGAGGCGGGCGAUGCGGAGAGGAAAGACAAGACGAUGGAGGUUGCUGCUGAAACGAGGGCACGCGAGGAGGAAGCCGCUGCUGCCGCUGCGGAAGCGAGGACACGUGAGGAAGAAGCCACCGCCGCUGCCGCUGCUGAAGCGAGGGCACACCAAGAGGAAGCCGCUGCUGCCGCUGCGGAAGCGAGGACACGUGAGGAAGAAUCCGCCGCCGCCGCUGCUGCUGAAGCGAGGGCACAUCAAGAGGAAGCCGCUGCUGCCGCUGCGGAAGCGAGGGCACGUGAGGAGGAAGUCGCUGUAGACGCAGAGCCGCACUCGAUAGCACUUACCCUCUUCCCCUCCACGGCUCAACCAAGCGCUUCAACGCCCUCUGGAAAAGUGGCGGCCCCUCCAUCGUCCCUCGUAGCCCAACCCGACGAACCGCCGCUCGAUGCCGCUACCGCCGUGCUCAAGUGCGUGAGCCGAACCCCAUUGUUUGGCGUUACCCUGUACGACUUCUUCCGAGUGCUGGGAACUGUCACCGUGUCUGCGAAAGAGGUGGUCACCAUGCGCGUUGCCACCACGCUGCUGCGUGCGAUUGAUCCCGACCCAUCUCGCCUCAUCGCAUCACGCGACCGCGACACACCGUCAGCCGGCGCCGAAGAGUUUGUCUCGGAAGUGGAACUGCGCGACUGCGUUCUGCAGUUUUGCGUUGGUGAAACGGAGAAGGGCGUGCAGAAGCGGCAGCGUGCCGUGCAGUCCGUCCAUGGCGCCAUCCAACGCAUGUCUGACUUCGUCAAGACGUGUCGCCGGGCGGUGCUACAACAGCAGCGUCAACCCGCGCCGCUGUCUGCCGGCUUUUGGGUUCAUCGCGCGGUCCAACCACGAGUGAUGCCGCGGUGGGAUCGUUGCUGGGCCAAGACGUCUGCGGAGGGGGACACGCUCUGCAUCUGCGUCCCUGGAUCGGCCAAGCCGCAGAUGCGCAUUCCCUUCUCACGGGUGGUGCAGUGUUUCCGCGACGGCCACGCCGCGGGGGCCCCACCUGCUUACGCGCGCAACGGGCUCGUGUUUCAGCUCACCACCGGCAAUCCGCCGCUGCAGGUGGUUGUUUGCCCGGAAGGAUCGGACGUAGGCGACAGAUUGCUGGCGGGCGUACGUGCGUGGAGCGGUGCGCAGAGCCCGUCGAGGCGUGGGAGUGAUGCAGACCUGCCGACCGUGCUCUCUGCGACUUCGCCGUCAAAGCUGCACUCCCGUGUAACGGAUGCCGCCUCCUCUUCUUCACGAGUCAGCCAGACAAUGCGUGUGUGGUCUGUCGCGAAGGGCACCUCCACGUACGAGCGACAGAGUUGGGAGGUGACGGACGACUCGCUGCGUAUGACUUCGCUGCCAAGCCAGCAAGUGACGACGUGUGCGACAGCAGAAAUCACGACAAUCAUGGCGGAGACGGAGCCGCCGGUGCCGCUGCCUGUGCGGACUGCAUGCGGUUUUAUGCUCUGUCUGCGCAGCGGCUCCUCCAUUAUGGCUUUCACGGAGCACCCGCAGGAGCGAGCACGCGUGCUGGAGCGCCUUUCCCAAAGCCGACUGCUCCUGCAGUUCGAUGCCGCGUCGUAG